Molecule: messenger RNA, 2665 nt
Organism: Ciona intestinalis (vase tunicate)
Lineage: Eukaryota; Metazoa; Chordata; Ascidiacea; Phlebobranchia; Cionidae
Source: RefSeq, a predicted model, not a curated record
GAGGAACUCAACAUCUAGUUGUCGAAGUUUCGUUUUAUCAAAGGCAGGGUUGUGGAAAAUAUUAGUUUUGGUUUCAGGUUGCGCAACAUUCGCUAUCUAUGCCGAUAGUACGUUGUAUUUAUCACCAAGGAUUAAAACUUAUAUAUUAGUUAGUUUUAUCGCGUCUUGGGCGAUAUCUCUGCUGCUUUACUUCAGCAGAAUAACCGGACUAUGGCUUCAUUGUUCAAUCUUCAAUUCCUUCGAUUAUUUUUGGUCUUGGGCGUCGAGCGUUAACUUUGUGACAUCAUCGGUCAUUAUGACGUGUUACUUCGGCAAUUGUGACCCUGGUUGUAACAAUGCGGGGUUUGUGAGACAUUGUGACGUAUACAUAUCAUAACAAUAGUAUUGUGACGUCACAGGUUUUGUCAUUGUGCGAAGCAACUGACGUCACUAUUCCUAGGACUGAUGACGUCAUUGUUUUAUGUUCUAGAAGCUCAAAAUCUUCGAAUAUUUGUUUCCGUUGGAACAGGUUAUGGUACAAGUUGGAAAGGAGUUUGGAAAAUGUUUGUGUUGGUGGUUGGAGGGAUGGCGUUCGGGCUUUUGGUUGAAACUGGAUAUAAAUGCAACUAUUACUCCAAACAUGGGUGGGUUGUGACGUCAUUACUGACGUAAUCUAUGACAUAAUGUUGUUAGUUGCACAGAGGGUAGAACGUUCGUGUUAUGUGCCUGGUGCGUCGCAUGGGGAGUCACGUGUUUAACCUACGUCAUCAACUGCUUUACGGUAGGUGGACCAGAGGUUAACGAAAUAGAAAUAGUAUUAUGUUUAAUACAGGCCGCUAGCUGGCGGCAAAGUGUUGAGAAGUUUGAAUUCUUUUGGGGUUCGUUUUCGUUUCUUUUAUAUUUGGUUGGAGCUUGUGUACUGGCGGGAUUCAUGGAGUGCAAAAAGUUCCAAUCAUCAACUUGUAGAAGUAGAUUGGCAGGCGAUAUUUGUGGGUUCGUUGCCGCCAUCUUGUUUCUGUUCGAUGCUUUUUACUUACGUGCACAUCGACCCACGUGGUUUAUGGGGACAGCAGCGUCAUCUACCGGAGACUAAUUGUUUAAUAAUGGCGUACUACAUCAUGACAAUAGUCGUAUGUGACGUCACAGAUGUUAUGUUGUUUGAUUGAACCCAUUACCUCUGGGUUACAGACAGGCGCGCUAACCACUAUGCCACGACGCCGGAUUUCUAUGUGUGACGUCACAGUACCUAUUACUCGCAGAAUGUUUGUAUCGUUUAGUUGUAAAAUUAACGUUGUGCAAUUGAGACCAUGUUUUGGACGGGUUUGAUUUUAUUAUGAAGUCUUUUUUGAUGAGAUUGGCAUUUAGGGCGUGUAAUUUUGUUAAGCAAUUCUGACGUCAUAAUCACAGAUAUUGUAACUGUUGCGUCAUAAAUUCGAGAGAAUAUUAGAAAAAAGCAGCGAACGCGAGAGUUGUCUGUAUUUGGACAAACGAUAACAAACACAAUAUGUUUAACAUGAUAUGCGGUCGGUUAUUGCAUCGGGUUGUUAACGCGGCUAGUUCUCAAUAUUGUUUGAAAAGCACAACCAUUCAACGUAUUUUCGAUGGGCCGGGGUUGGAUGACUUCAUCUCUGGUGACGUCAUUGAGAGAGAUUAUGACGGGGAGCUGGUGAAAGGGAAGGGAAUUAAAAGGUUACGGUUACCCCCGUGGUUGAAAACUAAAUUUCCUGAAGGCGAGAAUUACAAACGAAUCAAAUCAAAUCUGCAAAAGUUGAAUCUUAACACGGUUUGUGAGGAGGCUAAAUGUCCGAACAUUGGUGAAUGUUGGGGGGGCGGGGACGACAAGACUGCAACAGCAACCAUAAUGUUGUUGGGUGAUACUUGCACGAGAGGUUGUAGGUUUUGUUCGGUCAAGACGGCUCGAAAACCCCCCCCUCCGGACCCCCAGGAGCCACCCAAUACUGCCGAAGCUAUAAUUAACUGGGGUGUUGAUUAUAUUGUCCUCACUUCCGUGGAUAGAGAUGAUUUGCCUGAUGGGGGUGCAGAGCAUUUUGCGGAAACGGUUCGUUAUUUAAAGCAAGGCGCACCAGAAUUGCUUGUGGAAUGCCUCACCCCAGAUUUCAGGGGGAAUAUGGAUUGCGUUAAGGUUCUUGCAACAUCAGGUCUGGAUGUUUACGCGCAUAAUGUGGAGUGUGUACGGGAGUUUUCAUGGCUGGUUCGUGACCCUCGUGCUAAAUAUGACCAGUCGUUGGAAGUGUUGCGCAACGCAAAACAAUUCAAUUCCUCAGUGUUGACCAAAUCAUCCAUAAUGCUUGGGUUCGGCGAAACUGACGCACAAGUUCUUCAAACAUUAAAAGAUUUAAGAGAAGCAAAUGUUGAUUGCGUAACGCUGGGACAAUACAUGCAACCAACCAAACGUCACAUGAAGGUAUCAGAGUAUGUAACUCCGUCAAAGUUUAAACAUUGGGAGAAAGUUGGAAAUGAACUUGGCUUUUUAUACACGGCGAGUGGACCAUUGGUUAGAUCGUCCUAUAAAGCCGGAGAAUUCUUCAUCAAAAAUGUUAUUCGUAAUGAAAAAAAUCAAUCGACUUGAAAUGUUUUACCUAAACUGUUGUUUUAAGUUUUAAUCGGUUUUGUUUUUAUUUUGUUUUACUUUUUAAUGUACAGAAAAUAAAAUGCAAUCAAUGUA